AUCACCACCACACUCGCCGUCACCAUCCUCACCCCUCACAACACCACGCGCCGCUCCUUGGCCCAUUCGUCCUCUUCGUCUGGUCUUGCCAUACCUGGUUCUCGUCAGCAAGCAUCGAAAGCAGGCAGAAAGGCGCAUCGCAUCAUCUCCUACACAGCAUAUAGCCUCCCUUUUGGGGCGACGUCGUCAAGAUGACGUCCCUCUUCACCCGCUCACAGCAAGUCGCCGCCCUCGACCCUCGUCUGGGCGGUCUGAUGGCCUCUCUGGGUCUAUCCAACCUCCGUGCACUCAUAAAGGCUAUUCGAGCGUGCAAGACCUACGCCGAAGAAAGGGCCCUGAUCCAAAAAGAGUCGGCAGCGAUCAGGACGUCCUUCAAGGACGAAGAUCCUCUGCUGAGACACAACAACAUUGCCAAGCUCCUCUAUAUCCACAUGCUUGGCUAUCCAGCUCAUUUUGGACAGAUCGAAUGUUUAAAGCUUGUAGCCACGCCCAGAUUCACAGACAAGCGUCUCGGCUAUUUGGGAGUGAUGCUCCUCUUGGACGAAAACACCAAUGUGCUCAUGCUCGUCACCAAUGGACUCAAGAAUGACAUGAACCACUCAAACAUGUACGUCGUUGGAUUGGCGCUGGCUACAUUCGGUAACAUCGCCUCCGAAGAGAUGUCGCGAGAUCUGAGCAACGAGAUCGAGAGGCUCAUGGGAUCUAGCAACACGUACAUCAGGCGGAAGGCGGCAAUCUGCGCAAUGAGGAUCGUGAAAAAGGUGCCGGACCUGCUGGAGAACUUUACGUCCAAGGCAAGGUCUCUGCUCAACGAUAAGAAUCAUGGUGUGCUCCUUUGUGCAGUCACGCUUGCUAUUCAGAUAUGUCAGGACGAAGAGGCAAAGGAAGAGUUCAGAAGCACCGUUCCCCUCUUGGUUAGACAGCUCAAGUCGCUCGUCUCUACUGGCUACUCCCCCGAGCACGACGUCUCUGGCAUCACAGAUCCCUUUUUGCAGGUCAAGAUUCUCCGCUUGCUACGGAUACUGGGCAAGGGCAACGCGGCCGCUUCUGAGGCCAUGAAUGACAUUCUCGCCCAAGUAGCCACCAACACCGAGGCAUCCAAGAACGUUGGUAAUGCCAUUCUGUACGAGACUGUCUUGACCGUACUGGAGAUCGAGGCGGAGAGCGGAUUAAGGGUGAUGGCCAUCAACAUUCUGGGCAAAUUCCUCAGCAAUCGGGACAACAACAUCAGGUAUGUGGCCCUGAAUACUCUGAACAAGGUCGUUGCCAUGGACACAAAUGCCGUGCAGAGGCAUCGCAACAUCAUCCUUGACUGUCUUCGAGACGGCGACAUUUCGAUCAGGCGGAGAUCAUUAGAGCUUACUUAUGCUCUCAUCAACGAAGCCAACGUUCGGGUACUCACGAGAGAGCUUCUCGCCUUCCUGGAGGUGUCGGACAAUGAGUUCAAGCUCGGUCUCACUACGCAGAUUUCAUUGGCGGCAGAGAAGUUCGCACCGAACCGUAGGUGGCAUAUUGACACCGUGCUUAGGGUCCUGAAGCUCGCAGGAAACUAUGUAAGAGAGGAGAUUUUGUCUGCUUUCCUUCGCCUCAUCUGCCACACCCCCGAGCUGCAAGCUUACACAGUUCAACGACUGUACUCUGCUCUUCACGAGGACUUCAGUCAAGAAGGUCUGACCAUGGGAGCAGUGUGGACAAUUGGAGAGUUUGGAGAGCUUCUGACACAGGGAGCAAGUCUGGAAGACGAAGAGCUCGUGAGAGACCUCAAGCCCAGCAAUGUCGUCGACCUCAUCACAUCGCUGCUCGACUCUCCCUACGCCAACUCGCAGACAAGGCAGUGGGUCCUCACAGCGCUCGCAAAGCUAGCUGUUCGAUACUCUUAUGAUGGAUCACAAGUGACGAAGAUCCACCAGAUCUUGACGCGCUAUGAGACGUCGGUGGACAUGGAGCUGCAGCAGCGAUCAGUCGAGUUUGAAGCUCUACUGAAGCGGCAAGACAUCAGAGAGGGCGUCUUGGAAGCAAUGCCUCCUCCUGAGAUCAAGACUACAAUGGUGGGCACGGUCAGUGAGAAGAGGGCAGUAGGCAGUACAAGAACAGACAAGGAUGCUCUGCUAGACUUGAUGGGAGAUGAGAUGCCUGCUGGUAACAAUGGCAAUGCCGUCGGAAGCGCCAGCAACGGCUCGAGAGCAGGGGGAGCACCGCAGAGCACGCAAGACCUACUGGCGGACAUCUUCGGUGGCGGUGAUUCAAGCGGAAUGGCGGCAGCAGCAACGUCGUCCGGACCGAGCGGUACUGGUGCAGCUGGGGCUUCUAGCAAAGCCUCCGUGAAUGAUAUUCUGGGACUGUUUGGCAACACAAGCAGCAGCAGUAGCAGUACCGCAGGGCCUUCUUCCGCCAGUAACGGUCUGGCAGGGCUCGAUGGUCUCGGAAGCCCGACUGGCGCUGCCAACAACUCGGACUCGCUCGCUGGACUGGACAUCUUCGGCGGCGGCAGUGCGGCUGCAUCUACGCCUACGUCAGCGCCAGCACCAGCGCCGGCCAAGCCUACGCCCUCUCCUGCUUCGACGAGUUACACGGCCUACGAUGCCAAAGGUCUGAAAAUCACAUUCACGCCCAAGGUCAGCCCCGCUAGACCAGACGUGGUGAACAUCUUGGCCGAAUUCACCAGCUCAACGGAUGUGGAGGGCGUGACACUGCAGGCUGCUGUGCCCAAGUCACAAAAACUCCAAAUGCUCGCCGCAUCCAACAGUACGGUCCUACCAGGCAAGACGGAGACGCAGCAAAUGCGCGUAAUGGCUCCUUCAGGCACACAGAUUCGUCUACGACUUCGUAUUGGGUUUACAGUUGCGGGAGCACAGGUGCAGGAACAGGUGGAUUUUGCGGGAUUUCCUGCGGGAAUGCACUGAGGUGUUAGUGGAAGGUUGGUAGAUUGUGAAAGGGGGGAGAGAGAGAGGGAG
This is a messenger RNA of Microstroma glucosiphilum, 2954 nucleotides long. RefSeq names its product golgi adaptor HA1/AP1 adaptin gamma subunit. NCBI's taxonomy places the organism in Eukaryota, Fungi, Basidiomycota, Exobasidiomycetes, Microstromatales, Microstromataceae. Gene Ontology annotation, biological process: intracellular protein transport; receptor-mediated endocytosis; Golgi to vacuole transport. The transcript has 4 exons. Bases 192 to 2903 code for a protein of 903 amino acids. Gene Ontology annotation, cellular component: Golgi apparatus; membrane coat; AP-1 adaptor complex. The record is from RefSeq and is a predicted model, not a curated record. Gene Ontology annotation, molecular function: clathrin-cargo adaptor activity.